AUGGAGUCCUCGCUGAAACGCAAAUGGGGCUUCAAUGACUGCGCCGAUCGCUUGGUGCAUGAUCACCGAGGCAGGCCACUAGUCAUAGGCUACAAGUUCUACGUUCGGGAGGAUAUUGGCAGAUUCUCUCAAUCCAUAAUGGUGUAUGACGAGGACACGCAAGCGGCCAUGAAGAAAGCAGAUAUUGAUUACAAACAUUCGUCAGACUCUGCAUGGGGCUCCAAUCUGAACAAAGGCGGUAGCUUUGAGGACUGGGAAAAUUCCUUCAAGGUUGCUUGGAAUAUGAAGCGUUAUCGUAUUGCAAACCCUUCGUUUGUUAUUGGCGAAGACUCUUCCGUGAAGAUUGAAGGACAGCCUUCGUUGGAUCUUGACGAGUCGGAGACCAGCACCGUGCAAGCUCAAUCUACCAUCGGCACAGGUGUGAAUCAGCAGCAAGCUGCUCGAGACGAUACGGCGAGAAGCCUUCAGAAACUCAAACAUGAUAUCGAAGAGUGGCAAAAGCUUGAUGAGGAGGCGAAGGAGCGAGAGGGUGUGAUGCAGAGGAGAAAGGAAGAGAUCGAGAAGAUCAAGCAGAAAUUGGAGGAAGACAAGACCUACGUGGCUGACAUUCGGAAGCGGCAGGAGCAGAUCGAACAGCGCAUCCAUUGAUGUUGAAACCAAUGAUAGAUCGUGGUUAGAUGUUCUUGGAAUUAUCUGACCAUGCUCGCAAGAGGGAGCUUCGGGCGCCACAUCACUCUAUUCUGAAAAAAACAAAAACAAAACAAAAUUUCCAUGAAAAAACUCAUUCUAUUAAAAAGGGCCUCCUGUGGUGCUGUACUCAUCAUAUUGUACGAAAAGACCAUGGUGGGCAAGGUUGGUGAGAUAGGCGAUUACAUUACGGAUACGAUCUCCAGUAGCUUCACUGCUUCGUUCUUCAAUAAGGGCAUCACAUCUGUC
Periconia digitata is the source of this 936-nucleotide messenger RNA. NCBI's taxonomy places the organism in Eukaryota, Fungi, Ascomycota, Dothideomycetes, Pleosporales, Periconiaceae. The record is from the annotation of a GenBank genome assembly.